UGCUCGGUGCGCGGUGCCUGCGGCGGGAGCUGGGCGCCGCUUUUGCCUCGCCGCUGCCGUCACUAACAUCAGUGCCUGUCUCUCUGAAUCCUUCCCUGCCCCGUGCAGAGUCGGCGGCUGGGGAGAAAGCGACGCCAGUGUGAGGUUCCCAGCCGAUGGGCAGCCCCUGGACUCGCUGAGGGGCCGGGCUUCGAGUGGCCGAGAAAAUGAUGCAUCCAGUUGCCAGCAGUAAUCCAGCGUUCUGUGGGCCUGGCAAGCCUUCCUGCCUCAAUGAAGAUGCCAUGAGAGCUGCUGAUCAGUUUGACAUAUAUUCCUCCCAGCAAAGCAAAUACAGCCACACUGUCAGCCACAAACCAAUGGUUUGUCAGAGGCAAGACCCAUUAAAUGAAACACACUUGCAGCCUACAAGUGGCAGAAGCAUAGAGAUAAAAGAUGAACUAAAGAAAAAGAAAAAUCUUAACCGAUCUGGUAAGCGUGGCCGGCCUUCAGGAACCACCAAAUCAGCAGGAUACCGGACCAGCACAGGCAGACCCCUGGGAACUACCAAAGCGGCUGGAUUUAAGACAAGUCCAGGCAGACCCUUGGGUACAACUAAAGCUGCGGGAUACAAAGUCAGCCCAGGGAGACCUCCAGGAAAAAAGCAGCAAGCCUUCAGGUGUUCCAGUGAUGCCUGACACAAUGAGCUGGACUUUAUGCUGCUCUUUACAGUAAGAGGUGUUGCAUUUUUUGUGGGGACUUUGUGCACUGGCGACUAAGACAGUGACCUCAACAAUAUUAGCUUUGCACAAACCAUAGCAAACAAUGUUGGAUGACUACAUAAUUAAUUGUAACAUUCUGGCAGCUAAAUUGCUACAAAAGUUUCUUCUUGCAGAAGCUUAGAAUAUAAAACUUUGAAUAAUUUACUCAGAACAGUAUAACUUCUGACACACACAAAUGCUUGCAUCUUUAUUCAUGUGUUCAUCUAUCCAAUUCUCUUCACUUAGCUGUUUCUCAAGAUGAUGUUCAGCAGUGGCUGCUUAGAAAUACUUUCAAGCUAGUUCUUGAAGACAGUUUUUUUAAUGUACACCAUUGUUAAGGAUUUGGUUGCAUGUUAAGUCCAUUAGACAUUGCCCUUUCAGUUUCUUUUCAUCUCUGAUUUUGUUAAACAUGCUCUUCCUUAUAUCCCCUGCCUUUUCCUGCAUUCAUUCCCUCUCACCCCAGCACAUCUACUCAGUGGUGCUGUGCUGUGUGUCAGAAGAUAAAAGCAGGUGUAUUAUUGUAUAAUGAAUUUUGUAUACAUGUUUCUGAAAUGGUGAAAUCAGCUAAAGGAGGUAUGUUUAUAAUAGUGUUUAUUAUCAGGAGCUAUGUCCCAGGAAAAAAGGGGGACAAAUGGCUAUAGUUGUGAAUGGAUAACAUCUUUUAGAAAGCCAAGUUUAUUGUUCAUGUGAACAGUUACCUGGACUAUUAGAUCUAUAUGCUGGAGAACAUCUCCUGAUUCCACUUAACUUUUCUCCUUGUGAACAGUUCACUGGUGCCAUGCUGAAGAGAAAGACAUAUAAGUGAUAACAUGAAUGAAGUCUUAAAAUAUAAAAUAUUUUUACUUCUAUAUAAUCUAAAGACUACAUCGUGCAUCUUUUGUAACACUGUCUCUUGUCAUGAUAAACACUGAAAUAGCAUGUUAAACAGUUGCCUAUACUUUUAAUAUAAUCAGUUGGGGAAAACUGGCCUUUCCCCCCACUGUAUGAUUGUUCCUUCAAAGGUAAAUUGCUAAUUUUAUACUGUGUAAUUCUAUUCUUCACAAAAUAGGUUUCACUAUUCUAUGUUAAACUGUUGGUCAGAAAAUGAUCUGCUUUUCAAGUAAGUUUGCUUUACUCUUUUCUUUAAAAAAUAUUUUAACACGUCUUAUUUACUAUUGUUAUUAAUAAGCUAACACAGAUAAAAUUUUCAUUUUUUCACAGAUGAAACCUUGCAUAACUAAUCUUUAGUAUGGGAUGAUUUUGAUACUAUGUGGGGGUUUUGCACUGGAUAUUAAAAAUAUUGGCACAAUGUAUUGGAAGAAAAUUAGUAUCUUGUUUGAUUUUCAAUAUUUGGGGACAUUUUUAAAAUCAGUGUUUCAAUUAAACUAUAAAAAUUCUAUUUAUUUACAUUUUAAAAGAAACAUCUAUCAAACUGUGUAAAUUUACAUAUAUUUUCAUGAAAUAAGAAUAAAGUUUCUUUGAGUUAACAAGGGAAAAGAAGUCUGGAUCCGUUAGGUUAAGGGUAAUUCAUCCAGUGUAAGAGUAACCACAGUGUAUGAGCUAAAAAAAAAAAAAAAUUAAUAAAUAAUAAACUUCUUUAUAUUCUGUGAAGCUUUAAAAGAAUAAUUCAGGGGAUACUGAUUAUAACUGCUACUCUGUUAGUCAUUGUUCCCAUAUGCAGUAAAAUUUUAUGAUCCUUUAUAAAUGUGUUUAUAAAAGUGUUCACAAUAGUUCAAAAUAUUUUUUUCCUUGGACAAAAUAAUUCCAUGCUAUUAUGUUUUUGUUUUAUUAUAGCUUAAGUAUUUACUCUUAAACUCUAGAAUAUAUCUAAAUCUUUUCUUUGGUUUUUCCCUCUUCUUUCAAGUAGAUAAAUCUGUGCCCUCACAUAUAAUGUAUUUGAUUUUUGGGAAAUUUAAUGCUAUAGUAAAUCCAGUGUGUGAUUUAAAGUAAUCAGACCACUUUGAUUCUUUAAGUUUUUACAAUUUCCUUUCCCACAUAAUUAUGGAGAAAAUAAUUACCAAUUACCUGAUAAUAAGCACGCUGUCCUCUGCUGUAAAAAGUCUGAAUAGAUACUGUGUAUGUUUUUAUGUCCAUGAACUUGAGCUACUCGUGUGCAAUUAUGUGUAUGGGAAUGGAGUAGUGUUCAUGAUUUGUAUCUACAUCAUCAUAUGGAUGUAUAUUUAUUAAUAAAGUCAUUACUUUAAAACCAA
Marmota flaviventris (yellow-bellied marmot) is the source of this 2926-nucleotide messenger RNA. RefSeq names its product chromosome 5 C5orf24 homolog (gene C5H5orf24). Lineage: Eukaryota; Metazoa; Chordata; Mammalia; Rodentia; Sciuridae. The record is from RefSeq and is a predicted model, not a curated record.